CCCCCCAAAUCAAUUUUUUUCAAACAUCAUCCUCCCACCCCUUGCCGGAAAAUCGGCCUCCUCUUCUCUGGUGGUUUUUCGGCCACAACUCCCUCCCCCGACCUCCAAAUCAAAAACCGAGACCACCAUAUGCUCUUGGCAUCGGGGAGCACAUUCCCCAUAAGUUUGGUCCUGUUUGACGGAGGUUGGAUCGCCGACAGCGAAUUCUAUGGCGAGUUCUCCGACAGGCCUUGGUGAUUGUACGCGCGACAAUAGAGCCCAGCUCUAUAAUGUUCUCCUCCAGACCCAUCGCAUGCAUGAAGUACAACGUCUGAAGGGUGACCCCGUUGGCCGAGCCCCGACUCGGAGUGUAGGAAUGGGUGAGCAGGUGGUUCAGGAUCCGCCACUCCGGAUGGAGUAUGGUGGCCCUCGUCUAGCUGGGUAUGUACUCCUCACCCAAGUUCUCAGGUCGGCAGAUGCGCUCGAAGUAAGCUUGGCAAGGAAAGGAAGUGGGAUCCGACUCGUCCACGACCAAUGCACCAUCGAGUGUGAAAGGACGACAUCAGCAUGAUCAGCCGACUUCCUCUAUGAAUGGGAGAAGGAACCGUAGAACUCCCAAACGAGCUAUUGGUAGGUCGGCUCAGCAAGGCUGAGGAGGCGCUGCCAACCAUAGGCGCAAACAACGGCCUCCAUCUGCUGGCGAGCGUGGAGCGCCACGAACACCCCAAAGUCCAAGUGCAGGUGCUCGAAGAUAUGGCGGGUGCGGAUGGUCCGCAGGUGGUGGCACUGAGUAAUGCUUAAAGAGGUCCAGGUAGUCCUCCAUGAUCCUGCAAAGCAACAGAAAGCACAAAUGCCACAUAGCGGGGUGGGUUAAUGUUAGGCCAAACCACACCGGGAGCCCUCAAAUCUUAAGAUUUGGAUAGUGGACUAGGCUCCCAGUGGAACAAACACACAAUCCAAUC
Linum trigynum is the source of this 941-nucleotide messenger RNA. The record is from the annotation of a GenBank genome assembly. NCBI's taxonomy places the organism in Eukaryota, Viridiplantae, Streptophyta, Magnoliopsida, Malpighiales, Linaceae.